Messenger RNA from Camellia sinensis, 879 nucleotides. NCBI's taxonomy places the organism in Eukaryota, Viridiplantae, Streptophyta, Magnoliopsida, Ericales, Theaceae. The record is from RefSeq and is a predicted model, not a curated record.
UUCUUCGAGUCCACCACCACUGCCCCUCCUCUCACUGUUGUCCUCCCAUACACCACCGUCUCGGUCGUCUUCAUCUACAAUGUUGCAGUGAAGGAUUUCAAGCGUGGUUUUGUUGCAUCCAACUCAAAGGAUGAUCCAGCCAAGGAAGCUGCAAAUUUCACCUCCCAGGUUAUUAUUAUGAAUCACCCAGGUCAGAUUGGUAAUGGGUAUGCUCCAGUUCUUGACUGCCACACCUCCCACAUUGCUGUCAAGUUUGCUGAGAUUGAUCGUCGAUCUGGCAAGGAGAUUGAGAAGGAGCCCAAGUUCUUCCGUGAACAUACUCUCCUUCCUUUUACUCUUGGAGUGAGGCAGAUGAUUUGCUGCUGUAACAAGAUGGAUGCUACCACUCCUAAGUACUCAAAAGCAAGGUAUGAUGAAAUUGUGCAGGAAGUCUCUUCCUAUCUGAAGAAGGUUGGUUACAACCUUGACAAAAUUCCUUUUGUCCCCAUCUCUGGUUUUGAGGGUGACAACAUGAUUGAGAGGUCCACGAACCUCGAUAUGAUUACACAGCCCAAGAGGCCAUCAGACAAGCCUCCUCUUCUCCACAUUCUUGAUAACACCAACAGCAACAGUUUGACGCAUUUAUUAGAAAAAAGGUCCAAAGGCAGCUCCUGUCAAAGCUGAUGCUCAGCAGGCUGUACCACCUAUUGAAGUGCCAGCACUAUCCUUGCACAUGGGGGGCACCCACUCAUUUCUUUAUUGUUUUCUUUUACUCACCCAUGUGACCCACGAUGCAACCUAUACUUUUUCUUUUCUUUACACUCUUGUUCCCCACUUUCUUUAUUAUAUAUAUAUAUAUAUAUAUCUCUUUUUAUUAUAUUAUAUUAAAAAAAAAAAAAA